AUGACCACAGUCUCUCCAUUCGCGCGCAGCACCGUCUUUGAUGAGCCCCGCCUCGGUGGUCGUGAGCAGACCAUCGAGGAGAUGUACAGUGUACCGGAGAGCUUCCUAGAGAUUGAAGUACGGAACCCCCAAACCCACGGCUUCGGACGGAAGAUGUACACUGAUUAUGAGAUCGUGUACCAAUAUUCCCGCUUUCAAGCUGCGCCACUCGUUGUCCGCCGCCGCUACUCUGAUUUUGAGGCAUUCCGUGACAUACUCGAGCACGAAUCGACCCGCGUCAAUAUCCCUCCUCUACCAGGCAAGGUCUUCACGAACCCGAGAAGAGAGGGACUGGAACGCUUCCUUACUGUCGUCGCUGGCCACCCGCUUUUGCAGACCGGCAGCAAAGUAUUGUGUGCCUUCCUGCAGGAUCCUGCCUGGGACAAGAAUCAAUGGGCCUGA
Fomitopsis serialis is the source of this 441-nucleotide messenger RNA. RefSeq names its product PX-domain-containing protein. The record is from RefSeq and is a predicted model, not a curated record. Gene Ontology annotation, molecular function: phosphatidylinositol-3-phosphate binding. Bases 1 to 441 code for a protein of 146 amino acids. Gene Ontology annotation, cellular component: retromer complex; early endosome membrane. The transcript has 6 exons. Gene Ontology annotation, biological process: late endosome to Golgi transport; endocytic recycling. NCBI's taxonomy places the organism in Eukaryota, Fungi, Basidiomycota, Agaricomycetes, Polyporales, Fomitopsidaceae.